Drosophila mojavensis is the source of this 613-nucleotide messenger RNA. It is a transcript of the gene Obp56g, whose product is annotated as general odorant-binding protein 56h. The coding region runs from base 54 to 461 and encodes 135 amino acids. The transcript has 2 exons. Gene Ontology annotation, biological process: sensory perception of smell. The record is from RefSeq and is a predicted model, not a curated record. Lineage: Eukaryota; Metazoa; Arthropoda; Insecta; Diptera; Drosophilidae. Gene Ontology annotation, molecular function: odorant binding.
UAAAAGUGCAGUUCGAGCUAAGGGCAAAUUAGUGUGAUACAAACAAGCUCAGAAUGAAGUCUAGAUUUGCAUGCAUUUUGCUUUUCAGCUGCCUGAUUAGCUAUGUGAUGGCUCAGAAGCCCGAAAUGACCCAGCAGGUUGUGUCCAGCUGCAUGACGGAGAAUGGCGUUACGGAGCAAGAGCUGAAUGGUCUGAAAUCUGGUGAGGUGAAGCUGGAGGAUGUCAAGGACAAUGUGAAGUGUGCCUCGCAGUGCGUCAUGGCCAAGCUGGGCUUCAUGAAUAGCAAAGGAGUGCUACAAGACGACAAGAUAAUGGAGUUCUUCAAGGACGGACCCAUGAAGGGGCAGGCGGAAAAGGCUUUGGAAGCCUGCGGCAGUACCACCGGUGCCAAUCCCUGUGACACGGCGUUCCAAAUUAUGGUCUGCUUAGAGAAGCACGUCAACGAUCUGAUGAAGGCAUAAAUGGAGCUGCAAGAGGGGAAGCCAGGGCAUAUAUACAUACAUAUAUAUAUCUAUCUUUAUGUAGAAUGUAAUACAAUAGUUUGGACAUUCACAAAAACUAAUAUAAACACUGAAUAUCUACUUGAGCGGAGCAAAUAAAUUUCUUAAGCAUG